CCCCAUCCCCGACCUAACCUCCAACGUCACUUCGGUCCGCCGCCCCCGUCCGAACAACCCAAUUCCUUUAAACAAACGAUGCGCCUCGUCCUACGGACCCUUCGCCCUUUUGCAUCCUCCGUCCUCAACCCUGCCGCCCACCGCCUCGUGCCCUUUCGCAAAAUGACCACCGCCACAACCGCCUCCGCCUCCCCGGUGCUCAAAAAGCCCGUCAAGCUGGCCUGCAUCCAGCUCGCCUCGGGCGCCGACAAGGCGACCAACCUCUCCAAUGCCCGCGCCAAGGUCCUCGAGGCCGCGCGCGACGGCGCCAAGAUCGUCGUGCUUCCGGAGUGCUUCAAUUCGCCCUAUGGCUGCGACUACUUUCCCAAGUACGCCGAGACCCUGCUGCCCUCACCGCCCACGCGGGAGCAGUCGCCCAGCUUCCACGCGCUGGCCGCCAUGGCCUCCGAGAGCGGCGCCUACCUCGUUGGCGGCUCCAUCCCCGAGCUGGACGGCGAGACGGGCAAGUUCUACAAUACGAGCCUCGUCUUCUCGCCCGAGGGCGCGCUGCUGGCCACCCACCGCAAGGUGCACCUCUUUGACAUCGACAUCCCCGGCAAGAUCACCUUCCGCGAGUCCGAGGUCCUGAGCCCCGGCGAUGCCGUCACCGUUGUCGACCUGCCCGGCUACGGCCGCAUCUCGGUCGCAAUCUGCUACGACAUCCGCUUCCCCGAGCUUGCCGCCAUCGCCGCGCGGAGGGGCUGCUUCGCGCUCGUGUACCCGGGCGCCUUCAACCUGACGACGGGGCCGAUGCACUGGCGUCUGCUGGGACAGGGCCGCGCCAUCGACAACCAGAUUUACGUCGCCCUGUGCAGCCCUGCGCGCGACCUCGGCGCCACCUACCACGCCUGGGGCCACAGCCUCAUCGUCGACCCCAUGGCGAACGUGCUGGUUGAGGCGGAGGAGGGGGAGGGCAUCGUCGCCUGGGAGCUGGACGGGAACAAGAUUGAGGAGGCGAGGCGGAACAUCCCCAUCAACACGCAGAGGCGAUUCGACGUGUAUCCUGAUGUGAGCCAGCCCAAGGUCGAGUCGUAAAGUGGGCAGAGGAAUGGUUUGGCCUGGAGGGGGGAGGCUGGAAACGCCCUCCCGCAGGGCAUGUAUAGAAGAGGAGGGGUCUUAUGCAUGGAUAUCAAGGUGCCGCCCACGAAAGCACAGGGCGGUUUCAGUCGUCGAGGACGUUGGUCCUCCCGCACGGUUGUCAACACUUUCCGUCUUCCGUGUGGAGGAGAGUGCUGCGUCUUUUUCUUGAUUCCUGUUCGGGUGUCGCGCCGCUCAUUGUUUUGCUGGCAUUUUGUUCUGUUGCGGUCUCGAGUUGAGUGCCUCGACCGAGACGGGAUACCCCUUUUCCUUCCCUCUCACGAAAUCUGCAUUUGGAAGCCUUGAAUGCUUCGACUGCCGGCCUAGAGACUUUGGCGCUAUCUAUCUACCAAGGAGCAAGCGAGGAAACUGACGUGCUCAAAACCUACUUCUCUUGUUAGGGACGGCGUCGCACUCUUGGAUGGAUGGGUUCAGCCAGUGACAGGAAUAAGAGAAUUCAUGACAUCCGCAUCUCUCAAAGCGCGAGCUAACAAUGCGUUUCCGAGCGGAUGUCGGAAAGUAUAUUACAAUGCUAGAUUUCGGCGUCGUGCCCGCGUUUUAGUCGAGUUUGGCCAGCCAAACAGCAACAGACCCCCCGUAGAUACGGCCUCCAAAGAUUCCAAUCCCCGGAUCUAAUGUGGUCGUCCUGCUUGAUAUUAUUGCUUGUUGUUCCGGUUCGCCUGUAUGCAGUGGAUUGCUUGAGCACUAUGGAACGUUGACCUCGGGGGAUAACUCAACAUUGU
Colletotrichum destructivum is the source of this 1859-nucleotide messenger RNA. Its product is annotated as Putative carbon-nitrogen hydrolase. NCBI's taxonomy places the organism in Eukaryota, Fungi, Ascomycota, Sordariomycetes, Glomerellales, Glomerellaceae. Gene Ontology annotation, molecular function: omega-amidase activity. Gene Ontology annotation, biological process: L-glutamine metabolic process; oxaloacetate metabolic process. The coding region runs from base 79 to 1074 and encodes 331 amino acids. The transcript has a single exon. The record is from RefSeq and is a predicted model, not a curated record. Gene Ontology annotation, cellular component: mitochondrion.